CGGCAGAGAGUGUGCGCAGCGGGACUGCCCGCCCUUUCCGCCCUGCCACGGUGCUUUUCCGCACUGAUGGCGGCGAGCAGCCAGGAAGUGGCUCAGCAGCAAAUUGAUGAAAUCGAAGCCCUCUCGUCCAUAUACGGUGAAGAUUGGUGUGUUGUUGAUGAAGAUGAGAAAAUCUAUUGCAUUAAGAUUGGUGACUGUCUGGAUCAACCAAAGUGGACCCUCUGCCUGCAGGUGAUUUUGCCUCCAGGGUACCCAACUUCAGAGCCACCUAUUUAUCAACUGAAUGCUCCUUGGCUUCGGGGACAAGAUUACACUGAACUAGCAAAUAGCUUGGAAGAAAUAUAUAUACAGAACCUUGGUGAAAGUAUUCUUUACUUGUGGGUGGAGAAGAUACGAGAACUUCUGGUGGAAAAGGCACAGUCAUCAAAUUCAGAACCAGAUACUAAGAAAACCACUGAAGAAGUUGAUGAAGACAAUGGGGAUGAUUUUCUCCUGGACUAUCAGCCUGUUCAGGAAGAUCCGGUAGAAAUUUUAAGUUAUAUCACAUCUGAAAGUCAAGAAGUAGAUGAAGAACUGCCAAUGAUACAUCAUGGAAACCCACUCACGGAUCGAAGGAGUACAUUCCAGGCACAUCUGGCUCCUGUGGUGACACCCAGACAAGUAAAGAGAGUUCUUGAAAAAUUAUAUGAGAAUAAGAAAAUUGCAAGUGCCACCCACAACAUAUAUGCAUACAGGAUAUACUGUGAAGAUAAGCAUACGUUCUUACAGGACUGUGAAGAUGAUGGGGAGACAGCAGCUGGUGGACGUCUUCUUCAUCUUAUGCAGAUUUUGAAUGUCCAGAAUGUGUUAGUUGUGGUAUCCCGCUGGUAUGGAGGUAUUCUGUUAGGACCAGAUCGUUUUAAACAUAUCAACAAUUGUGCAAGAAAUAUACUUGUGGAAUACAACUAUGUACAUUCAGUGGAAGAAUCAUCCAAACCAGCAGGAAAGAACAAAAAGAUAAGGAAGGACAACAAGAAGAGAACAGAACACUAAUUUACUAAUUUAUUUCUGGAAACUAUAAAAGAUUACUUUGCACAUAUUUAUAGAAAGGAAACAUGGACAUUAAUGCCUUAUGAAAUACAAAGUUUUGUAUUCAAAAGAGAAUUUAGUAAAGCUAUAUCUAUUUUUUCAUCUUGUUCCGUGAUUUCUUUUGCUGUUCUAUAGUAGAACUUAGACACAAUCUUUUUUAUAUUCUUGUACUAUUUCCCCCCUUAGUGAUGGCUGACUGAUUUAAAGUGCAGAUUGUUUACCCACUGCAGAGUUCAAACUCAAACAUCAGUCUUGUGUUAGAACUUAAAUUCACUAGUUUGUUGUGUUGACAGUGAGGCUGAAGUUAUUCGAAGGCCGAGAUCACUUAUGAAGUUUAAAAUUUUCAAUACCUAAUAGUAAAACUAGUGGCCAGUGCUGUAUGGCAUUAAUCCUGCUUAUGCAGUUCUCAUGCUAGUUAGCACCUGCCUGAUGACACAAGGAAGGAACAUGAGUGAUGAAUAAAGAAAUGGAGGAAUUUCUUCAGUGUUUCUUUGAAGAUUUUACUCUAAGUAGCAGACUUGCAGAACUUGUUGAAAGCUUGAAGAUGAAGUGUUGUGUAACUAAAACAACCGAUGAUUUCAACAAAGAAUAAGGGGAUUUUGAAAUCAGAUUGUUACAGCUAGUCAUAAACAUCAGUAAACAUUCUGAAAUUAGUUCUGAAGAUGGGGAAAAAAAAGAUCAGAAAUGGUUGGAUUUUCUACUCAUGUGUAAAUAAAUAACUUCCACGCUUUUCUCUAGAGAGAAAAUUACCUAGACUUUGUCAGCUGAUUUUCGUAUUGCAAUUUAGUUUUUAUUAAUUUUUAUUUUUAUUUUUUAAAAUAGUUCUGAUUUUUUUUUUGUAUCUUUCACUUCCAGAGGAUGAAA
Molecule: messenger RNA, 1932 nt
Organism: Lagopus muta (rock ptarmigan)
Lineage: Eukaryota; Metazoa; Chordata; Aves; Galliformes; Phasianidae
Gene: IMPACT
Product: impact RWD domain protein
Exons: 11
Coding region: 67-1032 (321 amino acids)
Biological process (GO): regulation of translational initiation
Cellular component (GO): cytoplasm
Molecular function (GO): protein binding
Source: RefSeq, a predicted model, not a curated record